This is a messenger RNA of Moneuplotes crassus, 1003 nucleotides long. The record is from the annotation of a GenBank genome assembly. Lineage: Eukaryota; Ciliophora; Spirotrichea; Euplotida; Euplotidae.
UUAGAGGUUCCGAACCUAACAUUAUAAAUUUGAUAUGCAAUAUUAGUAAUUUUUUUCCGAAAAAUUUGCUACUUCAUGUAAAGUUUGAUGUCCUCAAAAGUUUGAUCAACCUUUGUUUGAAUAUUCCCAAAAGCAGUGCUCAAACUUAGAAUGACCUUUAGUUUUAAUGAGAUAAUGGAUGAACACUUUCUCCAGAAUGGCAGAGACUACGAAUUUAAAUAUUGGCAAUCAAAUAGUGUCAAGCCAUCUCAGAAUUACUUAUUUGCUGAACAUAAUGAUGAUGCAACAAAGUGAAUUUCGACUAGUCUAGAUCUCAACUUGAGUUUAAAGGAGAUUACCAUGCCUCGCCUUCAAUAUGAACUAAUUAUCAAAGAAGGUUCCGAACAGAGAAGCGAAGACCGAUCUGAAGACACUUGACAAGGAUUUGUAAAAGGGCCUUAUGAAGCCAGUACACAACAAGAGCCUACACAGACACUUCUUCUCACUAUGGAUAGAAGCAGUAGUUCAACUCUUGAAUGUGAGACUAAGAAAACAAUUACUGAAUCAAGCCUAUCGACAAAACCCUAGCGAUCAAACAACUUCCAAUCAGACUCUAAGUGAGGCCCUUUCAAGUCUCAUUGAAGCGAUUAAGCCUCAGCUUUUAUGGAUGCCAAUAGGAAUCAGUAUAGAACAAAGCUGUAAGAAAGGUUACCAGUCAUCUGAUCAUCUUGUAAUCAGAAGUACAUUGAUCACCAGCAAUGAAGAGUUGCUUCAUCAUAUGGCAGAAAAUGAACGAGAACUCAUCGCUGAUUUGCAGAGCUGGGUGCCAAGCGAAGAAGCCAUCAGAGCAUCUUUAAAGAGGCUCUUUGUCAAAUUCAAAAGCUUAUUUAACUCACUUUCACUACUAGCUUCUAGGGUUGUUAGAGUAAUUGAAAUAAAACAAGAAGCCCAAGUGAAUGACUUCUUCUGCAACGCAAAUUUAGCAACUCUUAUAUCGAUAGAGAAGCCAGAUUAGCCUUGAUUU